AUGUUGGAUGAUGACGACACUGCCAACGAUGAUGACCUUACGCCACCUCCGGAAAACAUGAGUCCGGUGUCGGGAAGCAACGAACGCGCUCUGGAAGACGAGAUUGUUGUCGGCAACCGUAACGGUGCCCCCAAGUCGUCGCCACUUCGCGUCGUGUCAGAACCUGAGGACGAAAACAUGGCUGACGUCGAGGAUGAGCCUGUUGUGUCGCAUUACCCCAAGCGCAAGCGUGCGUCUGUCUUCAAUGAUCUGGCCGAAGAUAAGAUGGAGAGCAGCCUCAUCUCCGAGAAGGAAGGCACUCCCAGAGCAACGAAGCCCCGGAGACAUGGACUCGGUGGCGUGAAGGGCGUUAUCCUCGGUUACUGGCGAGAUUCCCCCGUCCCCGACCCUAAGGGAAAGCAUGCGGUCAUUGGCUUCAUCGAUGUCCGCGAUCGUCUCCGCACUCGCAUUCAGCAAAACACCAGAUUCGGCUCCCCCGUCUCCAAUCUCGAAUACCCCCUUCCCCCCGGUCCUGGCGGUAGCUGGGUUACCUUUGAACGGGUGGUGUUCGCCGACCACCUUGUAGGUUUGGAUCAUCAUCAAGUCAAGGAGUACGUCAAGCUUCGGACAGACGCGUUCGACGAGACCGAGGAGGCACGGGAUGAAGCGGAGAAGGCGGCCGCUAAGGAGGCCGUUCGCCGAGUUGAGGAGAACCCACCUCCGGAGGGCCAACUUGCACCUGCUAUCGCUUAUGGGGCCGAUAUUCCUGAUCACGCAGUCAGCUCAUCCCGUCCGGAUUCGAAACGCCGUCGCACUGGCAGUGGUAUCGGCACGAUUAGCGGGGGACCUGUCCAGCCCCAACCGACGCGUGAGAUUAUUCCGACGCCUCAGUUCGACCCUCUGAUGGGAACCAGACCCACCAGAAUCAUAGUUGGCUUCUGGAAGGGGUCCAGUGAGGCAGACCCGAUUAACCGUCACGCGGUCUACGGUAUCCUCGGCCAGAACGACAUGUUCCGUGUCAAGGUCGCCCGCGAGACCCGCGACAAGCGAUUCGUUGAUGGAAACUUCCCCGUUGGCGCAGGCGCUUUGUGGAUUCACUGGGAAGAGGUCGAGCUGGAGCCCCAUCUAAAGAACCUGUCCCGUGCCGAGGUCAAGGAGUACUGCCGUGUUCGCCAAUGGCAAAUCGAUCAGGGUGAGGCACCGGACGAUCGUGCCAGGAACGAAACGCAGGCGGUCUUGGAGGCUCAGGCUCGCGUCGCUCAAGGAUACAAGCCCGGUAUGCAGCAGGUCAUUCCCGCCCAGAUCGUUCCCCAGCCCGAGGAGGAUGUCGAGUCACUAGACACGAAGCCCGAAGUGCCCCAGGAACUGCGCCAGAGCCGUAGGACUGGACCAGGAGGCAUUCGCCAUUCCCUCCCCGACCUCGAGAUUCGACAAUCGUCCCGCACACCGGUCGCUCAACAACAGAAUAAGAUCGAUGCCAGCGCUCGCCGCGAGAUUGCCCGGAUCGAGGCUGCCCAGAUGCGCACCGAGCGCUUCAAUGCCGACCGCGAUGCCGCCAUGGCCGCUGCCGUAGCUCAACAGGCUGCGGUGCCCCAGCCCGCCCUCGCGCCCCCGCAGAUCCCGCCCCAGGCUAUGCCUAAGAUGCCUGUGCCCAACGGCAAUGGCCAGCGCAUGAGCAGUCUUUUCCACGAACGUGACGAGAUGCAGCGUCUCAACAAGGUCUGGGCCAGCCAGGAGGAGCAUCGCAGCAGAGUUCAAGGCGAGGAGACCAAGUUCUACGCCGGAAUCAAGUAUGAACGCAAGCAGAACGGACCGUUUGUCGGCAAGCUCGUGUCGCAGGGCACCAUCAUCAGCAUCGACGGCGAAGACUACGUCGAGUACCGUGUGCUCACGAAGCCCAGCUUCUUCUGA
Messenger RNA from Colletotrichum chrysophilum, 1890 nucleotides. RefSeq lists its product as uncharacterized. The transcript has a single exon. The record is from RefSeq and is a predicted model, not a curated record. NCBI's taxonomy places the organism in Eukaryota, Fungi, Ascomycota, Sordariomycetes, Glomerellales, Glomerellaceae. The coding region runs from base 1 to 1890 and encodes 629 amino acids.